Molecule: messenger RNA, 559 nt
Organism: Gilbertella persicaria
Lineage: Eukaryota; Fungi; Mucoromycota; Mucoromycetes; Mucorales; Choanephoraceae
Exons: 1
Coding region: 90-491 (133 amino acids)
Source: RefSeq, a predicted model, not a curated record
AUCAUGGUUUCUCCUUUAAAGGUCAAGUAACUUUUGAAUCAAUGCAUAUAAACAUAAAAUAAAGGCCAAUUUUCAUAUGGUUUAUCUACAUGAGCGCUGAUAGCAUUAUACAUAUUGAGGAGAAAGAGACCACAGAAGCAGCGCAAAGAGGUGAAAGAAUUAUCGAGAAAUACCUUUUCUUCUUUGGCUUUAUUUUCCCAAUAGCAUGGUUUGCAGGAAGUAGUUCUUGGGGAACAAAGACACCUUCGGCCUUUUUAUGGAAGAAAAGGUGUCGAAUUGCAGCCACUUUAAGCUUGACUAUACUUAUUGUUCUUUCAGCUAUUAUUAUGGUCGUGAAUCCGGGAUUGGUUGGACUGAAAACAGAAUAUUACGCAACAGGCGCACAAACUUCUUCAGCAUCUAACAGUGCUAUUCGACCAGGCGUGCCUUUGAUUGGAGGAAAUGGUUUUGGUGAUGCAGUAGCAGGUACCUCGGUUGAUAAUUAUGAUUGACGGUAAAAUAGUUUUACCAAAACUUUAUUUUCUUUUGAUUUUUUUUUUUUCAAUAAAUAUACCUUUUC